AUGGUGGAGAGAUUGCACCGACAACUGAAGGCAGCCAUCAAGUGCCAUAAUAAUUCCAGGUGGACCAAAAUUUUACCUUCUGUAUUGUUGGGAAUCAGGUCAGCGUGGAAGGAAGAUAUGCAGUCAACAGCCGCUGAGAUGUUGUACGGACAACAACUUCGUCUUCCUGGGGAGUUACUGUGUUCUGCAGACAACUCUGUCAGUGCACGCACGCAAUCUGCCUUCGUCAAGGAACUACGAGAACAUAUGAGUAGGUUAUUAUCGUUUUUAAUAGCAGGUAUCGUUCACUGUCUGGGUGUCGGUCACGGUACCUUUUACCCUACGUUGCGACCAACGCAAGGUACAAGGCAUGGCACCAAGUCAACAUUUAUUUUCAAGGGUCUUCGAACGAGUCACUUUGUGUUUCUCCGUACGGAUUCUGUCCAAGCACCGCUUCAAAAUCCGUAUGAGGGACCCUUCAAGGUUAUUUCGCGCGGGGAAAAAACAUUUGUGAUUGAAGUGCGCGGCAAAAACAUUACAGUUUCAAUAGAUCGGUUGAAACCAGCUUAUAUUGCGGAAGAUAUCAUCGACGAGAGUGAUAGUGAAGACGACGAAGUGUCAAUAUAUGUUCCGGCACCAAUACUGGGUCCGGAACCACUUCCGAGAGACGUUCCGCAAGUGGUUCCAGUUCCGGAACCAGCUGCAGUACCUGAACCAAAUGUGGAUCCUGAACGUGGUAUACGUACGCGAGCGGGUAGGCGUGUAAGAUUUCCAGAUCGCCUUCAAGCCGGUUUUUCGUGA
Leptopilina boulardi is the source of this 780-nucleotide messenger RNA. RefSeq lists its product as uncharacterized. Bases 1 to 780 code for a protein of 259 amino acids. Gene Ontology annotation, molecular function: nucleic acid binding. NCBI's taxonomy places the organism in Eukaryota, Metazoa, Arthropoda, Insecta, Hymenoptera, Figitidae. The record is from RefSeq and is a predicted model, not a curated record. The transcript is spliced from 2 exons.